UUAAUGUAAACAAAAAAAGGUUUUCUACUGUAUAUACUGAGGACAUCAUUGUAUAGAGAUAUAUAUAUAUACAAUAUAGAUAUACAAUGGUGGACUUUGCGAAGACCGUACAAUGAGAUUUUAUUUUAUUUCAACUCUAUUACGGUGCGAAUUUUUACCUGGAUGUGGCUUCAUUCAUCGAAAAAGUAACUAUCGCAGUUUAAAGCAAAGUCAUCCUUCAGCAGAUAGAAACUGCAUACCGAUAUCUGAACAAAUUAUUUUACAGGUUGAUUUAAAAAGCGGUGAUUUGCAAUUACUGGAGAUAUCAUCAGGGUCUGGUCAGCAUGCUGCAUAUUUGGCACCACUUUGUCCUAAUAUAAAAUUCUACCCAUCAGAAUUUGAUAGAAGGUUGUUUCCUAGCAUUAAGGCAUAUGCGGAUGAUUGUAACACGAAUAAUAUUUUAGAGCCAUUAUAUGUUGAUAUAUCUGCAAAUCCUAAAGAAUGGACAAAACAGUACGGGUUUAAAAGUGGCACAUUUGAUUAUAUGCUAAAUUUUAAUAUGCUACAUAUUUCACCUUGGUCGUGUGCUAUAGGUCUGUUCCGGUCCGCCGGUUAUUUACUUAAACCAUCAGGAAAAUUGUUUACUUACGGCCCGUAUAAAGUCAACGGAAUACUUGAACCUGAAAGCAAUGUUAAUUUUGAUCAAUCCCUUAAAAAUCGAAAUAUCGAGUGGGGAAUUCGAGAUAUUGAGGACUUGAAAAAAUUGGCGGAAGAAAAUAACAUAGAACUUGUUAAAUCUGUAGACAUGCCAGUUAAUAAUAAAUUUCUGACAUGGAUGAAAAGACGUGAAUAAGAUCGUAAAAAUUAAAAAAACGAAAUUCUAAAAUGGUUGUAAGCUCCAUAAACCGUUUCCAUGCCCAAAGGAUAUUAUAAACUGUCAAAUGUGUUGUAUUUGUUUUUUUCCUGGUGAAGUUUAAAUUGUCGUGAACAAAUAUUUUGACUCGGGAACUAAUUAAUACUAAUAAAAAGAUAUAUCAUUAAAAAAAAUACUAAAGAUAUGGAAGAAAAACAAAAUAACGCGAUUGUAUACAUGAUUGCAUAGAUUGCUGCCAGUAGUAAGUAUUUAAGGUACGGUAACUUUUCGGAGUUAGACGUUGCUUUCAGUAGUGACCAAUUCUUCCAGGGGGUCAAAAGCUUUGUGACAUCACAUUUCACAAUUUAGGGCAAUAUCGUUUCCCGCUUUGCUGCGCUCCUGGGUGCUAGACGACUGGCUGCUCUGUAUCACGCCGAUCACGCGAGGCUACUUCUGCCGGCGGUGGCGUGGUUUUACCGCUGCGUAUGCAUGCUUGUUGUUGUUUCGUUUGCUUGUCUGAUUUCUCCCUGUCCGUGGUUAUCCCGUUGUAUUGUUUGCGUAGCGUGGUUUUACCGCUGCGUAUGCAUGCUUGUUGUUGUUUGCAAGACUGACGUCGCACAUGAUUCGCGCCGGCGCAGUGACUUCUAUUCGUUCCCAUUGUUUACUUGACAAUUGUCUUCUGCGGUGUAACAGGCAUAAAUUUCUAAGUCGUUGUAUUCUGUAGUAUUAAUUAGUUAAUACUACGUUCGGAUCUACAUUGAAAACGUGUUUUCAUUGAAUAAAUGGGUUUUCGUUCGAAAACUUGUGUUUUCAUCCAUGCAAAAUCUGUCAAACGAAAUCACAAUUUUCGCUGAAAACUUCUUGAAAACUUACAUUCCACUCAUUAUAAUCGAUGUCUGCUCUAGUAUAGUCGAUAUUAUUGGAAGACAUAUUUUGCCAGCUCUAAUUUGUUAUUUGAUAUUGUAAACAAAUUCCACUACUUUGUCAAAAUAAUGGAGAAACAGAAAUAAAAAUAAGAAAGAAGGGCUAAGUUCGCGUGUGACCGAACAUUUUAGACUCUCGCAAUUUAUUUGUUUGUUGUUAUUAAGAGCGUUUUCUUUUCUUUUCUCGAAUGGUGACUUUCUAUAUUUCAACAUUAUAUGUACACAUGCUGCAUUACCUUUUUGAAUGUGCUCCAUUUGUUACAUGAGUAAAGAACAAAAAAAUGUCACCCUAUUAUGCUGGUCAUCUCUCACUGACAAUUUGAUAACUAGAGUACAGGGCAGAAAAAAUUUAAACAUUUUUUGAGAAAAAAGCACUUUAAAAUUACAUGCAACUCGACUCAUGUAUUGGGCACAAAGUCCACCAGAAAACAAAAAUCAUUAUAGAAAAGAUGAUGUAAUUCCUGAAGUUUCAUUAAUAUAUCAGAUGUUUUACUCAAGUAAACGCUUUUACGGACAGACGGAUUUUAACUCGUCUCGUCAUCCUGAUCAUUUUGAUAUUUAUAACCCUAUAUCGUUUAGUUUUAUGACUUACAAACAACGUGAGAACAAAACUUUGAUACUUUCUUAGCAACACGUUGCGGGAGUAUAAAAAUGCUCAAAUGUAAUCAUACAAAUAAAUUUCGCAUCGAAAACACAAAAUGUCGGUCAGAACGACUUUGGUUCCACAAUCCACAAAUUGUGUUUUCAAGAGGUUUUCAAUGUCGCUCCGAACGUAGUAUAAGUGCUUACAAAAUGAACAAAAAAAUUGACUUAGGUAAUCUGUACCAAAGAUUAUUUGAUGCCUACAGUGCAGCUUAUGCUGAUAAGAAAAAACAAACAACAUCUUAUGGAAAAAUUUUAAAAGUAGUGAUAAUAUUGAUGAUGAAACGGAAACAAAAAUCAAAGAACUGCAAUUAAAAUUGCGACUCUCUUGAGUUCUUUUUUUCAAAAAAUCAUUCGUCAAAAUCAUUGGCAGUAGUAAAGCCACAGGAAAGUAAAAUAAAUUUAAAAUUUAUUAUUAAAAUAAUUCUUGGUUAUUUUUUAUGUGUUAUAUGUAGGGAUGCAAACGAUGUAGCGAUGUUUUUGAAACAUCGAUGUUUUCGUCAAAAAGUAAACUCGAAAAGUGCCUCGAAACUAAAAACAUCGAUGCAUCGAUGUCACUUUCAACGAUGUUUUAUAUAAAAAUUUGACUUCACACCUUCAUACUUUUUCGGGUAUUAAUUCGAAACCCUCUAUUUGGAUACGUUUUAUUACAUUGGAAUUCGAUUUUUGUAAAAUACGGAGAAUUCGUUAAUGGAAUGUGCGCUUGGACAAUACUGCGGUUACUUUUAUGAUUUAUUUAUACAAUUUAAUUCUGGCGUAGGCUACUGCGUUAGAUCAGAGAUUCAAAUUACUGCAUUUUAAAGAUGCUAUGGAUAAAAGAAAUAUUUUUUUUUGUUUCAUAAAAGAUUCAAAGAAUCGCGCCGAUACAACGGAAUCUUCGGAUGAGUGUGAAACAGAAUACUCGCUUGAUAUUUGGAACCAGAAUAAACAAAAAGUUGAAAUGUAAGCUGUAAAAUUUAUCUACAAUUACAGGGACGGAAGGUUGAAGAGAAAGUGUAUCUCGGUUGUUACCCCUACCAAUCAGAAGCCAACAGAGUUUGGGUUAACAUGAAUACUGUGUUUCCGGAGUUGUAUAAAUAGGCUGAUUAAUAUUUACACAUUGUGGCCACUUCAGUGCCGAGUAAACGACUGUUUUCUAAACGCAGGGCACCUAUCACGCAGAAGUAAAAUCGAAAAGAAAUGACAGUGAAAAAACUUUUCAUGUCGUUGUUUUGAAAUUCUGUUAUUUAUUGAGAAAAAACUUUAACAGACAUAUAAUGCUAAGUGAAAUAAUAUGUAUCAACUUAAAACGUACUACAUUUCAUUUAUUUAUGCUUCUGCUUCUGUAUCCCUUAGCUUUUCACACUAAAUUUAAAAUAUGUUAAAAAAGUUCAAAAAUACAUCGAUGUUUCGAUGUAUCGAUGUUUUAAUGGCCGAUGUUUUUGAUUUCGAUGGGUUUUGAAGAAACGUCGAUACAUCGAACCAUCGAUGUUUAAUUUCACGAUGUUUGCAUCCUUAGUUAUAUGUUAACUUUUAAUUUUAGGAGGUUAUCGAAGAGAGUGAAUCCGAAGAAAUUAAAGAUGUUAUGAUUGAAUAAAAAGGAUCAAUCUCUUCAAACAGUUUUUAAACCUACACCGAGUCAAUAUGUCUCUAAGAAUAGAAUUAUUAUACUUGAAUCUGAUGUUAUAAGAUGUUGUAAAACAUUAGAUGCAUUACAAGCUGAACUAUCUACGCAAGGUUAUACUAUUAGUCGGUCAGGAUUAUAUUUGAGACUUCUUCCCAAGAGAGCUAAUACAGAGGAAGAUAAAAGACACGUCGCCACUGUUCCAGUCAAGUUGUGUAAGCCAGACUCUACACUGCACUCAAAGCAUAAGGAUGAAAAUUUUGUACAGCUACUAUACGAAAUCUCGAAUCUGUGGCUUCAAUUUUAGGUCCAGACCUAGUAUUUUUUUUAUCAAUGGAUGAUAAGGCACGUGUACCUUUAGGCAUUACAGCAGCAAAUGUUCAAGCGCCAAUAUUUAUGCACCUUGAUUACCGUGUUCAAUUGCCAUAUCAUGAUUUUGUCGUCGCUGAAAAACAUAAGCUUAUUCCAUCGGUGUAUGCGGGAAUUCUAAUUAAAAAAGAUGGUGAAGGAUCACCUGAAGCUGUAACAUACUCGGAGCCUACAUAUGUAGCUAUUCGUAGUGGAAAACAUUCAUCUUCCAAUGCAGAGACUCAUGCCACUGACGUUCACAAGCUUACCGAAUUACCGACCUUUGAAAACAUGAUCCGAACUGGAGAAUGUUUUGUAAAACCGGUUUUUAUUUUUACAUGCGAUGGUGAACCGGAUGAAAAUCCACGGUACGAGUGGGUUAUAGUUUCAGCUUUACAACAUUUUAAAGAUUUUCAUUUAGAUGCAAUUUAUAUAGCUACAAAUGCCCCAGGAAGGAGUGCAUUUAACAGAGUUGAACGACGCAUGUCACCUCUCAGCCGCGAACUUACUGGUGUACUAUUAAAACAUGAUGCUUUUGGGUCACAUCUUGAUUCAAUUAAUCGAACUACUGACUUAGAUCUAGAAAAACGAAACUUUGAAAGUGCGGGCAAUGUGUUGGCUGAGAUUUGGAGCAAGUUAGCCAUUGAUAAUUUUCCAGUCGUCUGAAUAUGUUGCACCAACUGCUAUUGGACUGGAUAUUGAACAGGCUAUGAUGUUGAAAAAUAAUGCUACUUGGUAUGCUAAACAUGUACGUGAGUCACAAUAUUUUUUACAAAUAGUUAAAUGUGAAACAAUUGCAUGUUGCGGUUGAAGACGUUCUAGUCUUUGGAAAUUAUUAAAAAAAAAGGAUUUUAACCACUACCUGUGUUAAUUAAACAGACAUCAGAAGGUUAUGGAGUCACAGGGAGUGAUUACAACGACGCUAAGUUUGCUCCAUUAUUACUACAGAUAUAUAUUUUUCUUCAUAUGACGAUGCUUUAUGGAUGGAAGAAGAAGAUGUUGAUACGAAAGAUGUUCCAUUCAGAUGUUCAAAAUGUGACAAGGAGGGGGGAUGGGUUAAAAAGUCCUUAAAUUCGUGUGACGUAAUUUAUGGAUGGCCACUUAUAGGUUUUUCAAAAAUAAGGUCGGCUUUAUUCCGCAUAUAUGUAUUGGUUAAUAUGUGAGAUAUCUUAGCAAAAUUAAGUGAGCGUAUAGUCUUGGAUAUAGUGUACCUUGCUGGUGAAAAUGAAUGAAAUCGGUUCAGGAAUUACUUCAGCCCUCAUAUACUAUAUAUGACGAUUUUCGUUAUUCUAUUAAACUUUAUGCCGAAUAUGGGUAAA
This is a messenger RNA of Zeugodacus cucurbitae (melon fly), 5667 nucleotides long. RefSeq names its product UPF0585 protein CG18661. The record is from RefSeq and is a predicted model, not a curated record. The transcript has 3 exons. Bases 113 to 832 code for a protein of 239 amino acids. NCBI's taxonomy places the organism in Eukaryota, Metazoa, Arthropoda, Insecta, Diptera, Tephritidae.